Molecule: messenger RNA, 2288 nt
Organism: Pseudo-nitzschia multistriata
Lineage: Eukaryota; Bacillariophyta; Bacillariophyceae; Bacillariales; Bacillariaceae
Source: the annotation of a GenBank genome assembly
ACACUUGACUUAAUUUGAGAUAAUCAGAAAAAUAGGAAGCGUUCAACAUGGCUCCGAUAUCGUUGCGAUUCGAGCUCCCGUCCGUAGUAUCAACGAAAAGUUAUGACAAAAUAAUUCCUCCAUCGAUUGUGAAUUUAAAUCGCAACAGAACGAKUUCAACCAAAGCGUCGUCGUGCACAACAUCUGACUCGUCUGCAACGUAUGGUUCGUCUAGCUCAUCUAGCUCAUCUGAAGCAUAUGAYACGCCUCAAGUAUACGACUCCUCUUCAACAAAUGGCUCUUCUUCGACAUCUUCCUACUACCGCUUUCCCUUUCAUCGACAAGAUGAAUUCCAAAAUGACAAUUCGACUCUGAGCUAUGACAAUAGUAGUCUAACAACGAACACAUCAUCAAGAACAACAGAAAAAUCGGAUACUAUUCAAUACUUGCCGGAGAUAAGUGAAGCAUCUACUACAGAAGAAUCGCUGUCUGAGUCACAUUAUAUCUUGGUGGAAGAGGUUGAGGAUAUACAAGAGGUCAGAAAUGAAGACGACGAACAACUUGUCGAUGAUACAGUUCGAAGCAGAUCAAUCACACUGAAAUGGGACAAUGGGAAUUCGCANGUACCUCGUACCGUACGGUACAGUUUAGCUCAUACUAGACCUUUUGCGUUCGUAGUCACGAUUCAUGGUGUCAAAUUCGGUCUAAAAAACAAAAAACAAGACAGAACCGGGAAAUUGUUGCCAAAAAUUGUCUCCUCACAAGAUUUAAAGGUCGACGUAUCAUAAACAUUCCUCCUUUUUUCCAAGUGUACAAAAUGUAUUUGUGGCGACGCAAACUAUGAUUCAUGAGGAGAUAUGCAACUUGAUCAUGAUCUUAAAAAAUUUGGCGUGGGAAUGGGUAAUUCAAAAGAACAUUCAUAUCGUGAUGGACAUCUGUUGUCGUAAACACUCUUCGCAAUCCUUAUGAAAAUCAAAAGACACUUGACUUAAUUUGAGAUAAUCAGAAAAAUAGGAAGCGUUCAACAUGGCUCCGAUAUCGUUGCGAUUCGAGCUCCCGUCCGUAGUAUCAACGAAAAGUUAUGACAAAAUAAUUCCUCCAUCGAUUGUGAAUUUAAAUCGCAACAGAACGAKUUCAACCAAAGCGUCGUCGUGCACAACAUCUGACUCGUCUGCAACGUAUGGUUCGUCUAGCUCAUCUAGCUCAUCUGAAGCAUAUGAYACGCCUCAAGUAUACGACUCCUCUUCAACAAAUGGCUCUUCUUCGACAUCUUCCUACUACCGCUUUCCCUUUCAUCGACAAGAUGAAUUCCAAAAUGACAAUUCGACUCUGAGCUAUGACAAUAGUAGUCUAACAACGAACACAUCAUCAAGAACAACAGAAAAAUCGGAUACUAUUCAAUACUUGCCGGAGAUAAGUGAAGCAUCUACUACAGAAGAAUCGCUGUCUGAGUCACAUUAUAUCUUGGUGGAAGAGGUUGAGGAUAUACAAGAGGUCAGAAAUGAAGACGACGAACAACUUGUCGAUGAUACAGUUCGAAGCAGAUCAAUCACACUGAAAUGGGACAAUGGGAAUUCGCAYAAGUUGUCAUGUUGGGCAGCYAAUGAUGAAAGUAGUUAUGACGACGAYGACGAACAUGAGCUACCAUCGGGSAUUUCAAAAUCUGACAUUAUGGUCACAGUUGAUAUUGAUGACGAAGCGCGAUCAUCUCGAGUGGAAGCAUUAGACGAAGAAGAUCUUGACGUAGAAAUUCUUMACCAUAAAAGACGUAGCAGCGGGUCAAACAGCCCUCGAAAGCAGCGCCAUCAACAACGACAGGAUUUCGAAAACUCGGUCCAAAAGGGCAUUCUUGAUGAUCUGAGUAGUGUAUACACAGCAACACCGAACACUGCAAAACUCGUGCUUUGCGUUGUCAUUUCAGUCAUGUCAGAUGGGACAUUAGAGCACACAUUUUGGAGCGGUGGGAGAGUUGGUUUGACUGAAUUGGCACUCCAAUGGGUUUUAUUUGACGCAGACAACCUUCAAGUUUUUAAACGUGGACGGACCGUUCAAAAAAGAGACUUUGGUUUCGGACCUCUCGGUUUGACCCAAACCGAAGGGCAACAUUAUCUGACUUCAUCACUGGCACCAUGGGCUGCCAAUGACAUCAUGCGAAAUGUUGGAUAUGGUGUGCUCGAAGAYCUGUUGGUAGAGAUUUGAAUUGUAAAUAUAGUCCAUGAAUAGUAAUACAAGACAAUAAACGAAACCUAUCUCGCUCGUUGCUGGACGCACUUUUUGCAGUCUGCAGAAGAUAAACAUAAAAGGAUAUG